Messenger RNA from Neopelma chrysocephalum (saffron-crested tyrant-manakin), 2980 nucleotides. RefSeq names its product glucose-6-phosphatase 3-like. Gene Ontology annotation, biological process: glucose 6-phosphate metabolic process; gluconeogenesis. Gene Ontology annotation, molecular function: glucose-6-phosphatase activity. The transcript is spliced from 7 exons. The record is from RefSeq and is a predicted model, not a curated record. Lineage: Eukaryota; Metazoa; Chordata; Aves; Passeriformes; Pipridae. Gene Ontology annotation, cellular component: membrane. Bases 71 to 1177 code for a protein of 368 amino acids.
CGUCGGGAGUUGUAGGCGGAAGAGGGGCUGUGAGAGCGGCGGGAGGGACGGUUUAGGGGGUCCCCCCGACAUGGAGCUCCCCCAGCAGGUACCGCCCGACCGCACCGGGCCGGGUGCCAUGGAUGCCCUGCAUGAGGCCGGGAUCUGGGCAGCCCUGGCCCUGCAGGCUGGGCCGCCCUGGCUGGAGCAGUUCUGGGUCUACCUGACAUCCCACUUCGAUCCCAAAUCCAUCUACACCUUCUGCUUCCCGCUGGCCCACGGGCUGGAUGCCCGGGUGGGGCUCAUGGUGCUCUGGAUCGGGCUCGUGGCUGAGUGGCUCAACGUGGUCCUCAAAUGGUUCCUAUUUGGGGAACGCCCGUACUGGUGGAUCCAUGAGUCCGGGUUGUUCUCCCAGGAGGAGCUGGAGAAGUUCCCGCUGCGCCAGUUCCCGGUCACCUGCGAAACGGGACCAGGGAGCCCCUCAGGCCACUGCAUGAUCCCCGGGGCAGCCCUGUGGCCACUUGUCACCGCGCUGACAGCUGAGGUGGCCCGGAGCACCCGCAGCCGGGUGCUGAGACUGAUCCCUUUCCUUGCCUACACCCUCUUCCUGGUGGCCAUGGGGCUCUCCCGGAUCUUUGUCCUGGCCCACUUCCCCCACCAGGUGGUCACCGGCAUCCUGGCAGGCUCGGCGCUGGGCUGGGGGCUGCAGCGCUGCCCCCCCAACUUCCGUGUGUUCCGGUUCUUCGUGGCGGUGGCUGUGGUACUGAUGCUGAGUGCACUGGCCCUGCACAGCCUGGCUACGGCUGCUGGCAUCGACCUCGACUGGUCCCUCCGCCUGGCCAGCGCCUGGUGCUCGGACCCGGCGUGGCUGCGGCCGGACACGCGGCCCUUCGCCUCGCUGUGCCGGGUGGUGGGCAGUGCCCUGGGGCUGGCCCUGGCCGCCGAGACCCCCCCGCGCCGCCGGGACGAGGAGCAGCUCCUGGACGGCCGCCUGCGGGUGGCGAGCACGGCUCUGGCCCUGCUGGCCCUGCAGCUGGUGCACAGGCUGCCCAGGCCCUCGGACGCGGCCGCCCUGUACAGGCACGUGGUCGUGCACUACGCAGCCGGGCCCUUCCUGGUGGUCUCCGUCCUGCCCCGGUUCGUCAUCGCCCUCAGGAGCUUCCUGGAGCCCUCCCAAGUCCCCCCCAACACCAAUUAGGGGGCCGCCGCCCUUGUUCUGGCUUGUUCUCCACCUCAUAGAGUAGGGGGAUCCCUGACCUGCCCUGGCUCAUCUGAGAGCCCCCCACACUGAGUAGGGGGGUACCCACUCCCUGCCCUGGUUCAUCCUCAUCCUCAGCUGCCCCCAGGGCCCUCCUCCCACACUGAGUUGGAGUCCCCCCUCCUGCCCUGGCUCAUCCUCACCUUCACCUGCCCCUGGGGACCCCCCAAACUGAGGAGGGGGGUCCCUGCUCAUCCUCACCUGCCCCCAGGGACGCCCCCCACUGAGUAGGGAUCUCCCUCUUGUCACGGUUCAUUUUCACCCUCACCUGCCCCGGAGACCCCCCUAGGGCAGAGUAGGGGCGUCCCUGCACCUCUCCCAGCUCAUCCUCACCUUCACCCGCCCCCGGGGACCCCUCACUAAGUAGGGGGUCCCGGCUCAUCCUCACUCGUCCCCAGGGACCAGCCCCCCACCGAUUUGGGGAGUCCUCGCCCCCUCCUGCUGAUUCCCACCCCCCGUCCCGGCUCUGCCCUUUGCUGUCCCCAUCGCUGGUGGCUUCAGGCCAGGCUUCCCCAGUUGUUGCACUAAAAGCCCUGUCCCCCCUCCCCUGGGCAGCAGGACCCCCCCGGGGGGGCGGAGCUGGGGGUGCCCCGUGCCCAGCAGGUCUGGGGACACAGCACAGGGACAGCCCCAGCCCGGGGGUCACUGACCUGCCACCCCCCCACCUCCAGCUGCCCCAGUUCUCCCCUCUCUGGAGCAGGGAUGGGAACCCCCCCCAACGCCGGGAGCCCCCCUUAUACCACCGGAGGCGGGGGGGUCACCUCGUUUCUUACCAAAUAAAGCACCAAAACCAACCCACCGGGCCCGAGUCCUGCAAAGACGGGGGGGGGGCACAGAGGCAGAGCUAGGGGGACCCAGGGCAGGGCUGGGAGGGGGACAGAGCCCCCCCAGCCACAGUGGGGGAGUGACAGGGAGGGACAGAGCCCCUCCAGAGAUGCUGGGGUGGACACGUUGGUCCCCUCCCUGCACCAGUUGCUGUAGGUGGGGAAACCGAGGCACAAAGGGACACCAGGAAGCCUUGGGAACACCAAGAGAUGGGAACAGGGACACGGGGAACCUCCCCACCCCCCCAAAGGCAGUGGGGGCCGGCGGGUAUUGCCAGAAACAGUUUAUUUAUACAAGGACGAACAUCGGUGACAUCUUACAAAAUACUGAACCGAGACCCAGAGCGAGCGUGAGCUGGGGGGUGGGACUGACAGCAACCGAGGGGGGACACGGGGGGACACACGGGGGUGGAGGGGACACCAGCCCAAAGCAAGCCGGGCACACUGCUAGGGGGCCGACACCCCCUUCCCCCCAUCCCGGGGGCGUUUCCCCUUCUUGGGAUGGGGAUCUGGGACCCCCUCGCACCACCACCACACACGGGGUGUCCCCGACACGGGGGACACCCACACUGGGGUCCUCACAGUGACACCCCUCCCUUCCUCACCCUAAACCGGGGUACUUUCCCCCCCACCCAGGGUUAGGAGAGGCGACCAAGGACAUGCUCAUCCCUCUGUCCUAAUUUGGGGACCCCCCCAAAUUCCCCUCAUCCCCAAAAUAACUUAACCCACAACGUGCUGUCCCUGUCCCCACCCCUCCACCCCCCCAUUAAAAAAAUACUAUUAAAUAAUCCAUCUGUAAUAAAAUUAUAUCCCUUUUUAGGGGGGUGGUUGGGUAGUUUUCUCUCUUUUAAAGCUAAAAUUGCUCCGAGGCCCCUCUGGCUGGUGAUAAAACUGGAAAAUAAAGUGUUUUUUUCUCUUU